ACAAGAGACAAGCAAUAAAAACAAAUGAGGACACACAACUCAACUUCACUGCAACACUUGGGGAGGAUGCGAAUUAGCCGAACAAAACAAAAACAGCGUUAGCUGCUAACUUCUUAUCAAGAAAGAAACCAAUUCAAGCAAAAGAGAAAAGACAAACCCAACAGAAAGGCGCCAGCGACCGCGGAAUGUCAUCUUCAGCGACAUCAAAUGAGGACAUAACAUCAGCAGCAGCAACAACAACAAAAGCACAAGCUUCCCUGCUCCUGCUCAACGAUGAUUGCCUGGAAUUGAUUUGCCGGCAACUGAACACUGUGGAACAGUACAUUAUGUGGAAACUGCAUUCACGUUUCCAAUUCAUUGUUGAGCAUUUGUGGUCGACGACCUGUUUGCACACAGUCCAGGUGGAAGAUCAACAGGUCGCCGUGCUAAGCGAUAGCGAUUUUAUGGAAUUCAUGCAGAUCAUAAGCCAACACACAGUCGACUUAUCGCUGCAUUAUUUGAGGAAGCCACGCUUUGAACAAUUAAUUUCGCUGCGAUUCCCAAAAGUCACCAUUCUCAAGUGUAUCGAUCCGUUUCAGCUGCAUCGUAAUCAGACGCUGCGUUAUGGUCUCGAAGCGCUGCGGGUACUGCAAAAUUGUUUUCCCAACAUUCAAGAAUUGGAAUUGAAAGGUUAUCAUGUGCGCUAUUGUCGUGAUAUUUUCGCCAUUGGAGGCGGUAAUUUAAAACGUUUGGAAUUGAAAAUUCUUUAAGGCAUAGCCAGCGAGCCAGCCAGCCAAAAAAUGAAACCAUUGUUGGAUGUCAAUUUUUUG
This is a messenger RNA of Musca domestica (house fly), 809 nucleotides long. RefSeq lists its product as uncharacterized. The transcript has 2 exons. The record is from RefSeq and is a predicted model, not a curated record. The coding region runs from base 186 to 749 and encodes 187 amino acids. Lineage: Eukaryota; Metazoa; Arthropoda; Insecta; Diptera; Muscidae.